GCUAUAAAUACUGGAAGCCAAUAGCUUGCAGUUAGUUGAAGCUGGGCUUUGCAACAGAUCACAAUGAAAUCGUUUGGACUAAUUGCACUUGCUGUUUGCGGUGUUCUCUGCGUCGCUGCAGAGCCGCAGCAAACCUACGACGGCCGCGAUGGUCCUCAUGUCUUUGGAACGCCGGGCAACCAAGUCUAUAUAAGGGGUCAAAACGAGGGCCCCUAUACAGUGCCCGGAGUGGGCGGCCAGUUCCAGAACUCUCCGCAACGGGGUGAGCAUGUGUACACCGAUGAGCUGGGAAACACUUUUGUGAACCGAAAGAAUCCAGGUGGCCCAGCUUCCCAUUCCAUUAGUGGUCCGAGCCUUUCGGCACAGAACUUGGGAAGCUCACGCCAAGAUGCCCCUUACAGCGCUGCUGGAAAUCCAAAACGUGGCCGUCGAAGUCCGAAAGUUUUUAUACGCUUUGAGGAUCGCUUCGGGAAUUCUGAAAGAUCGGACUUUCACCGCGUCCGUCGCAGUCCGCAGCUUGUGGUCUCCCGUCCGGAUCGCACAGUCCUGGUUGGCAACGGUGGAGUGUACGUGCAACGCAGUCGCCGCAGUCCGCAGUUCCAUGUUGAGCGGCCAGAUCGCACUGUAGAUUUUGGCAACGGCGGCUUCUCCGUUCAACGAUUCCGCCGUAGUACUCUGGAUGACAAGGAGCAGCCUUUUCAGCCCCGUUUCCGUCGCGGAAUCAACGAUGCCCGCGUCCAGGGCAGCAACUUUGUGGCCCGGGACGACCAAGCUGGUGUUUGGGAUCGCAACGUUUCGGUUUGGAAGCGUCCGGAUGGACGUACUGUUACCCUUGAUAACAAUGGAAAUGCCAUCGUUUCCGGACGGAGAGGUACCCAGCGCUACUCCUAAAAAGGUUCCAAAUCAAUAACUCUUUAGACUUUGUAACAUAAA
Messenger RNA from Drosophila elegans, 933 nucleotides. Its product is annotated as immune-induced peptides. Bases 64 to 891 code for a protein of 275 amino acids. The record is from RefSeq and is a predicted model, not a curated record. The transcript has 4 exons. Lineage: Eukaryota; Metazoa; Arthropoda; Insecta; Diptera; Drosophilidae.